Prorocentrum cordatum is the source of this 4620-nucleotide messenger RNA. NCBI's taxonomy places the organism in Eukaryota, Dinophyceae, Prorocentrales, Prorocentraceae. The record is from the annotation of a GenBank genome assembly.
AUGGCCGAGGCGAGGCCUAUCGCUCCGGGCCGCCUCGUCCUGGUGUGGUACGGGGGCGGGGAGGCGUAUUGGCACGAGCGCCUCCUGCUCUGCAGGGUGGAGGGGACGACCUGGGUCAUCACAACGCCUGAUGGGGACGUCUACCCAGAGGACAUCUAUGAGCUCAACUGCAAGCCGUGCUUCCAGGGGUCGAUCCCACCCUCCAUCCCAGCGAACGCCUUGCUGUACAGGUUCGCGCCGUUCGGACAGCUGCACACACCAGCGGAAUGGCGCCAGGUCUUCGAGGAUGGGAUUGCGACCGAGAUGGAGAGGGCCAACAGGGGUGUCGACGACGCUGCUGCUGAUGCAGAGUCUGGCGCCGUGCGUGACCGUGCGGCUCUGCAUGGGUGGACCGCGGACACUGGACUGCCAGGCGGGCCACCUGCUGCCGUCGCUGGUGCAGGGGACGGAGCCGCGGUGCCCAUUGCCGCGGGGCCGCCUGGGUCGGGAGGGCCCCCACCGCUGCCGCCAGCGGCAGCACCGCUUGCGGGUGCGCUCGCCGGUGCGGGCGGAGGCGCCGCCGUCCCGCUGGCUGGAGCGCCCUUGGGAGCUGCCGCUUUGCCAGGGGCCGCUGCCGCUGCUCACCGCCAGUGGAUCGUGGUUGCCAAUGAUGGGCAGCCGGGAGCUCCCGCGGUCGGAGCGGACUGGAGCGUGGACGCGAGUGCAGUCAUCAUGGGCAAUUUCGCGCUUGUCAAGCUCGGCACCGCGACCCUCGUCUUGGAGAGCAUCGACGCCGGCAGCAAGCAGCUCAAGCUGGUGGCCAGGAGGGGCGAGUUGGAGCAGGCCGUGGCUGUGCCGUCGGGCGACGGAGCUGGACCACAAGCGGGGGCGGCAGCCGCCUCGGCUGGAGCUCAGCUCAAGGCCACGGACGCGCGGAUGGGCAAGAGGUUUCGCUCAUUCGUCGAUGCAGUGGGCCUGCUCGAGGAGCCGCGCUUCGCGGACUUCCCGAUCCAGGGCCCGAGGACCACGUUCUGGCUCUGCAGGUUCAUUCGUGAUCAGGGCCAGGUGCCGAGAACCAGGACCGAUAAGUGGAUGCGGGAUGCCCAUGUACCUGACAACGACAGGGUCAAGCACGAGCAUGGCAGCCUCAUGGAGAUCCUCGAGUAUGCUCUCACCUAUGAUCAAUUGGAUGUGUCAUCAUUGGCCUCGUUUGAGAUCCUGGCGCGGAGGGUUCAGUUAUUGGAGGAGGCCUACACGUCGAAUCCGAAGGCGCCGAGGUUCGAGGGGGGCCAGCACUUCCAGGGGCUCGGCAGGAGGGUCGCCGCUGCGGCCCCGAUGCGCACCUCGCACGUUGCUGGGCAGCUGCAGGGCGAGGCGCAGAUCCAGAAGGAACGACGCAAGGCCCGCGAGGAGGGCCGCCAGCUAGUCGAGGUCGUCUUCGGAGGCUUCGGCGCUUAUUUCAACGCAGUCGGGGUCGUCAUCGAGGAUCUCGGCGAGAUGUUGUUUGAGGCGUGGCGGAUGGUCGCCAGCGCGACCUGCUGCCGCUGCCGAGGCUGGGCGAGAUUGAAGUCCCACGUGGCGCUCUCAGUCGCGGGGUUCAGCAGCGCAUUUGUCGUCGCGCGUGGGUUGACAGGCGCGUCGACGAGACAGUUUGGGCUCUCAGCGAGCUUGGGGGCGUUGGCAGCGCACCGCUCGGUGGCCCAGGUGGAGAGCAGGCGCGCGCUGCUGUUGCUCUGGCCCGAGAUGCCGCGUCGGCCGCGCCCCUGCCUCGAGAGCGGCCCGCUCCGCAUGAAGCCCUCGCGGCGCUUCUGCGCGCAGACGCUCGCUGCGGAGACAGCGACCGCGCUGGGGGUGGACAUCUACCAGGUUCUGCCCUCGGACGCCUCGCACAAGUUCAAGCGGCUUCGCGACGCCAUUCUUCUCAGUGACGAGGAAUAUGCAUUGCGCAUCAUGAGCGAGGGACUGCCCAACCUUUACUUUGACCCAGUGCUGGAGGCCAUCUACUCUGCCAGUUUCGACAUCAAGGAUUACUUCCAAGAACUCAGGAUCGAUGAGGAGCUCUCGCAGUACUUCGCGCUACCAGCGGUUCGGGCGUCGGCAGUCGGGGUGGGGAGCAUCAGUGGCGUCCAGGUCGACACCCACGAGCUCAUCUACCCGGCGCUGCAGUCUCUGCCCAUGGGCUUUUCGUGGGCCAUGUGGGCGGCACAGCUGGUGCACGAGGAGGUUCUGCGUCGCGCUGGCCUGCCUCCUCCUCGCCUUCUUCGCGACGGCACCCCGCCGCCCUCGCUGGGCGGAGGGCCCGUGCACAUGGCCUUCGCUGACAACUUCGGGGCCAUCGGCUGUGACAUGGCCGAGAAGGCUGGGUUUCACGUUCACGAGAUCGAGCGCGUCAGCACCUCCUUGGACAUCAUUGGCGUGCACUUGGAUGGCGAGAGGAAGGUGGUCACGUUGUCCGCGGCGAGAGCAUGGCGGAUCUAUGCUGGACUGCACGCGUUUGUGCGGCGGGGGCGGUGCACUGGGAGGGAGAUGCGGGCCAUCCUGGGUCACUUGUGCUUCGCCUUCUUGCUGCGCCGCCCGUGUCUAUCCUGCAUUGCGGCCGCAUUUGCCUUUGCCGAGUCCGCUGGUAACGACUGCGAGAACAUCUGGCCCAGCGUCAAGAGGGGGCUUCUUAUCGCUGCCGCGAUCCUGCCGCUGGUCUACGCGGACAUCUCGGCGGGCUGGCUUCACCAGGUUGUGGCGACUGAUGCGAGCACUACUGGUCUUGGUGUUUGUGUCGCGGAGUGGCCCACGCAUGCUAUCCAGCUCGCAGGCCCCCACGACGAGCGUUGGAGGUUCAAGAAGGACCCGCAGCGCAAGCACAGGGAGGUCGCCCUGGCGGGCUACGACGUCGCCGAGCCUCCUGUCGACAGGGACGACAACCUCACAGUUGACAGCGACGAGAGCGCCUGGCUGGCCGUCGGGGACUUCCUAGAUGUCGAGCCCGCCGCCGUCAAGGAGGCGAGGUGGGCCGUGGUCGCCAAGCGCCCUUGUGGCAGUCACAUGGGCGCCAUCCAUGUCAAGGAGGCGAGGGGCGCGAUGCUCGGCCUCAAGCACGUGGUCCGACGUGGACGCUGGCGGCACAGGAAGGUCCUCACGCUGGCCGACAACAUGGGGCUGCUGCUGGCGCUCCAGUCAAUCCUGCAGAUCGACCUUCGCGGCAGUGGGAGCCAGCAGUGGCUGAUGCUGGGCCUGCAUGGCGUCCUCCCCCUGGGCUUGUUCAUCCUGGUGCCUGGGGUUGUCACGAGGGCGCCGGGUGCGAUUCGCAGGAGGCCUGCGGGCGUGACGGCGCGCAGCGUGGCCCAGCGAAUCGAGACCGCUCCCGCCAUGCACUUGGUCAGCCUGGAGACUCGAGUUCGCGGGCAGCAGCCUCUGGUGGACGCAGGGCGGCUCGCAGAGAUCGCGGGUCACAGCUUCGACAAGGCAGGCUGCCGCGCGCCGAUCUGCCAGCAGCGGAGGCCUCUCCUCGAGAGCAUCGCGGUGAGGCCUGUCCAGGUCGAGGACUACCACAGGCGGAUCGAGGAGUUCUAUGGGUUCGUCCGCCGCCAGGGCUUGAGCACCUGCACCCUGGACUCCCUGGAGACAGCGCUCCUGGACUGGGCGGACGACGCAUUCUUGGAGGGCAGGAAGAAGCACGACGGCGAGAAGAUGAAGGCGGCUGUCCUGCACCACUACCCGAACUUCGAAAGGCCCAACACCAAGCCGCUCGCCAGGUUCGAGAGGUGCCUGAAGGCUUGGGGGCGUCGGCGGCCUGCGCUGGGCCGACUGCCACCGCCGUGUCCAACGAUCUGCGGGCUGGCGGUGGGCCUUCACCUCCUGGACCACACGGACAUGGCGGUGGCCGCGCUGGUCGCGCUCAGCGCCUACUUGCGGCCAGGGGAGCUGCGUGGUCUCCGCGUGCGCGACGUCGUCCCUCCCGCGCUUGGCUACGGGCCGGAGUGCCAGAAGUGGUCGCUGAUCCUCGGGCCGACGGACGGCCAGGGCGACCCGACCAAGAUGGGCGUGCACGACGACAGCGUGACGAUGGACCACGAGAACCUGCAGUUCCUCGGGCACUUCUUCGAGCUGCACCGCCGCGGGAAGGCCCCCGACGAGCCGCUGUGGAGCUUCACGCAGGCAGAGCUCGGGGCCAUGAUCGCCAAGGCGCUGAAGGUGUGCAACCUCGAGGGCCUGGGCAUCGUGCCCUACAGCCUGCGGCAUGCAGGCCCUUCGUGGGACGUCAUCACGGGCAGGAGGUCGCAGCGGGGGGUGCAACGUCGCGGGCGCUGGGCCAGCAUCAGCUCGCUCAUCAGGUACGAGAAGUCGAGCAAGGUGAACUCCAUGCUGGUGAACCUAGACGACAGCCGCGGCGACAUCUUCCUUGACAUCUUUGCCGGCUCCGAGGGGGUCGGCAAGGCGGCGGCGAGGUGUGGCAUCUCGUCGUUAGAGGUGGAGAUGCAGAGCGGCCUCGACCUGCUCGCGCCAGGAGUGAUGGAGGCCCCUGCUGAAGCUGGUGAGCUCAGGCCGUGUGAAGGGAGCGUGCCUGGCGACGCCGUGCCGAUCUGUCAGCAUUGCAAGAAGAGCGCUUCCUGCUUCGGCUAUGCCCAGUGCUGUCCCUUCUCCUGA